Messenger RNA from Seriola aureovittata, 5579 nucleotides. RefSeq names its product sorting nexin 2 (gene snx2). Gene Ontology annotation, cellular component: endosome membrane; endosome. Gene Ontology annotation, biological process: early endosome to Golgi transport. Gene Ontology annotation, molecular function: phosphatidylinositol binding. The transcript is spliced from 15 exons. The record is from RefSeq and is a predicted model, not a curated record. Bases 378 to 1907 code for a protein of 509 amino acids. NCBI's taxonomy places the organism in Eukaryota, Metazoa, Chordata, Actinopteri, Carangiformes, Carangidae.
UUGUCCUUAUUUACAGAAAAAACAUUGUGUCUUAUUUGUGUGUAUUUAUUGAUUGUAAACUCCCAGAAACAGUAGAAACCUUCACUGGAAUCUGCUUCUAGUUACAGUGGUCUAUUUUUCCAUAACAGCUCUGAACUAAAAAAAGAAAAGAUGUUCAGGAAACUGGACCAGGAAACAGCGGCAGAGUGAGCCCUCCUCUUUUUCUCCUGCUCUCUGGUUCCCAUCAGGACUCCUGUUAGUCACAUGACAGAGCUGGGAAAACCUCCUGACUCCCCGCUCCUCCUCUCCUCCCCCUCGCCCCCGUCAGUCGCCUGUUUUCUCGCCGUCCGUCGGUGCGUGUGUGUCGGUUAGCUUUCAUCACAAUCCACCGCAGGAACAUGGCGGACACAGCCAGGGACCCUCCACCGGAGCACACCGACUUCGAGGAGCUGGAGGACGCGGAGGACCUGUUCCCGGAGCCGGCCGCUACACUGGAGUCAGAACCAGCCAGUUUACCUGCUGAAGACAUCAGCACCAACUCAAAUGGGCCCAAACAAGAUUUACUAUUUGAUGACGACCCGGAGGACCUGUUCGCAGAGGCCACAGAGGAGGUGUCGUUGGACAGUCCAGAGAGAGACGUCCUGCUGUCGGACGGCCCGUCCCCCGCCAUCACCCCCAUCACCCCUCCCACCUCCGUCAUCACCCCUUGCAUCGGCCACGCCCACGACGACAUGUUCACACACUCCUCCUUCGACGAGAUCGAAGACGAGGAGGGCGGAGAUUCGUUCGACAUGCACAUAUCGGUGUCCGACCCUGAGAAAGUCGGUGAUGGGAUGAAUGCGUACAUGGCCUACAAAGUGACGACCAAGACCUCCAUGUCUCUGUUCAAGCGUAACGAGUUUUCGGUAAAAAGGCGUUUCAGUGACUUCCUGGGUCUGCACAGUAAACUAGCCUCCAAGUACCUGCACAUAGGCUACAUCGUCCCGCCUGCACCGGAGAAAAGCAUUGUGGGGAUGACCAAGGUGAAGGUGGGGAAGGAGGACCAGUCGUCCAACGAGUUCGUGGAGAAGAGGAGGUCGGCGCUGGAGAGGUAUCUGAUGAGGACAGUGAAGCAUCCCGUCCUGCUGAAGGAUCCCGACGUCCUGCAGUUUCUGGAGAGCUCAGAUUUGCCGCGGGCAGUCAGCACUCAGGCUCUGAGCAGCGCCGGACUUCUGCGAAUGGUCAACAAGGCCGCGGACGCCGUCAACAAGAUGACCAUCAAGAUGAACGAGUCCGAUGCCUGGUUCGAGGAGAAGCAGCAGCACUUUGAGAACCUGGAUGUUCAGCUGAGGAAGCUUCACGGCAGCGUGGAGUCUCUGGUCUGUCACAGGAAAGAGCUGUCUGUGAACACGGCGCAGUUUGCCAAGUCGGCGGCCAUGUUGGGGAACAGCGAGGAUCACACGGCUCUGUCCCGCGCUCUGUCGCAGCUCGCAGAGGUGGAGGAGAAGAUCGACCAGCUGCACCAGGACCAGGCCAACGCAGACUUCUACCUCUUCUCUGAGUUACUGGGCGACUACGUCCGCCUCAUCACCGCCGUCAAGGGUGUGUUUGACCACCGUAUGAAGACGUGGCAGAAGUGGCAGGACAGUCAGAUGCUGCUGCAGAAGAAACGAGAAGCUGAAGCCAAACUGCAGUUCACCAACAAACCGGACAAACUGCAGCAGGCGAAGGACGAGAUCAAAGAGCUGGAGGGGAAAGUCCAGCAGGGAGAGAGAGACUUUGAACAAAUCUCCAAAACCAUCCGUAAAGAAGUCAGCAGGUUUGAGAAAGAACGAGUGAAGGAUUUUAAAACAAUCAUCAUCAAAUACCUGGAGUCACUGGUUCAGACACAACAGCAGCUGAUAAAGUACUGGGAGGCCUUCUUACCUGAGGCGAAGGCCAUCUCAUAGAGCCCACACACACACAACAGACAGUCCUGACUGGCUCCGGUCAAACUACACUACCCAUAAUGCACCUGUCCUCCUGGGUCUCCCUCCUCCUGUUUGUGCCCAGAGUGAAGAAGAGAAGUGAGGCAGCGAACCAGCUCCAAGUGACAUUUCUGCAGUUAAAAAAAAACAAAAAACUCUUUCAAUUUUACAGUUCACCCUCUUUUACUCCUCUUUUUCUUUGUGCUGAACUGUGCUGCGUUCAAGUCCCGUCAGAGUAAUCGUUGUCAGGAACGACUCAGACUGAUGCAUUCACAGUAAUAACAUUAACAAAAAUAUCUCACUCACACUGUUUCCGUCACGUUGAUGUCAGAAUUCAGUAAGUUUGAGAAAGAGCUCAAAUUUUCAUGAUCUGGAACCUGCAGUUUGAACGCAGCACGGGAUCUGAGCCCGGUGACGGCAGAAUCUAAUGUGGUGUCAUGUUUUACAGUCGGAGCACUUUGUUCAUUCACCUGAUCCCCAGACGAGGGGGGGGGGGGGGGUCUCGCUCUCUACGUUUAAUAUUUGACGUCUUUUUUUAAGACUCUCAACAAAGACAGAUAUCCACACUCUAACGUAAAGAUCUUUUUUCCCCCCAUCAGUUCUCUGGACGUAUGGAAGCUCAUUCCCGCCAAUUAAAAAGAAAAAGACGAAGAAUAUAAAUUGUCAAAAUGAAUUAAAACAUUUUCUGUGUGCAGCAUUUUUUCCGUAAAUCUGCAGUUGCCACAUAAUUAAAAAUUCAUACUUAAGCUUCACUUAGUAACUUUUUUCCCUGUUUUUGACUGAAUCCAACUGCCUUCUUCCUGAUAAAACUCAGGCGUUUCAUGAAGCUAAGUGACGUGACAACAGGCGGUCGGAUAUGUAGAGAGACUUUUAGAAAGGUCGCGAUUACACCUGCAGUUUUACUGAUGAAGUUUGUGGGAUACGGUCAAAAACUCGAAAAAAGUGAAUAAGUGCAACCUUUGAUUUAGAUUAUUUUAGUAUCAAUAUGAGAAACAUUAUUAUAAAUCCCCCUUUUCAGCAUUUGUAGGCAGAUUAUUAACGACUAAUAAAUGGUUUAUAACGCACUGUAACAUUGUUGUAAGCAGAUCUAAGUGAUUAAAUACUGAAUGAUAAUUUAGUCAAACUCAUUAUAUCUGCUUCAAACUACAUUAUAGUGUGUUAUAAACUAUUUAUUAAAUGUUUGUAAGCUUAUAAAAAACUUCUGAUUUCUUCUGGUUUUCCUGGUGUGAAAUGGCUUGAAUACUUUGUCCUUAAAUACUACAUUACCCAUGAGCAUCGGCGGCAGCUGCUCUGGAGACAUUUAAAGUCAAAUCAGAAAAAUCCAAAAGUGAACUGAUUGUAAAUUAAAUAACUUCAGCUGCACGGCAACAGAGUCUGUAGCUCUCUGACUGGAUGUUUUUUUUUGCAGCAGUGCUCUCUGGGAAUUGUAGUUGACUUCUCUCCUAACGGUCUUGUACAUUUGACUUUUUUUUUUUUUUUUUUCACCUCAGUGUUUGAAACCAAGAAUGUGAAAAUGAACUUUUACUACAGGAACCCUGAACGCCACGUGUCUGCUUCAUCAGCUGUUUAAUAUAAUAAUAACCCAAAAACCAUAUCCAGCACUACCAGUUGUUUUCACUGGGGAAUGUAACAGUGCUAACAGCUGUUCUCGUAACCACGGCAACUUCUCUCCACUAAAACGAACCUCUACAUCGGAGAAUCUGUGCUUUUACUUUAGAGUUUGGAAGCUGUGAAACUGACCUGGAGUCAGUGAUGAAGGACGACUGACUGACUGACUGCAUCCUCUCUUAUCGUGUCUUGUACUUCCUGUCACCUGUUCGGUCCUCUCGCUUCCCCCCUUGUUCCUUUCAAAACAAGAGCCCUGGGUUGUUUUUGUUGCUGUAUGAUCGUGAGUGAAGGCAACAUUUUCUCUGUUCGUUUCUGCUCCUCUUUGAGUCGACGAAGGCGGAGGAGGAAGAAACUCACUCUGUGGUUCAGUUCAACGCUGCUGACUGAUGAACAUUCACACACCUAGACAAACCUAUUUUACCUGAAGAAGCUUGAUUAAUACCCACAGUUAAUUACGUAUCUUGGGAUGGUUAAUUUCCCUGGAUGCACUGCCCCCAUUUUCCCUUUCUUUCAUCUGUAUUCUGGUAACUCUUGUUAAACAGCCUGUAGUUAGACCCUGUGUCACGUCACUUGAAUGCCAUUAACUGUCUCUCCAACCCAGUUAACAAAUCAAAACCAUCAUAUUGGUGUUUACAAGUCCAACAGUCAAUCAGGAAGCUCAGAUAAUAAAAUAAAGUUUAGGGCUUUGAACCAGCGAGACGAUAUAUAAAUAAGUUCUGAUGCGAUUUUCCUCCUGCCAAGUUUCUCUUAUAUCAUCAUAACCUACUGAAUGAGGCUGACGGGCUGAACUAUUCAAUUAAUAAACAUGAUAAUAAUUGACUUUCUACCUGCUGUAAAUAUCUUCCCACAGUCAGUCAGUGUGUGCAUGUUUAGGAAGAGAAGCAUCGCAUGUUGUUGGUCGAGUCAGUGUGAACCUCUCUGUGUUGAAGGGUUUCACUGAGCUGAGAGUCAGAGCUAUAAAACACUUCAGUGAUGCUGGAGUCACUACAGGUGCAUGUCGACCUCCAUGAACAAACAACAUUUCCUCAUGAUGUUAAUAGAAAUCAUGUUCUCUCUAAAAUAUACUAUAAAUUGGUUGCAUAUAAAUAUAAUUUCCAGGAGACAGAGUUGCUCACUGACGACUUUGCGCUGGAAGAAUCGGACCAAAACUAAAAAGGGGUAAAAAAGUUAAAUGAUCUCUUUCGUUAAAAACAAAGAGACAGAUUGACUGAGCAGCAGUUCAGAGCUGAAAACCUGCAGAGUGAACUGAACCUCGUGGUUUUCUUCCUAACGCUCAGGUUGGCCCCAAAGAGGAGACUUUAACAGGAAGUGAAGAACUGAAACGACGUGCUAGCGCUGUUAGCGUUUUCAGUUUUGGCAGCUUUCGACGCUGAAGAGUUGUUUUCACUGCAGAUGAAGGAUUUUAUUUUGAAGGAGACUGAAGUGAAGCUAAAGAAGAGUAGUGUUAGGUUUGGUGGAAGUGUGUGUGUGUGUGUGUGUGUGUGUGUGUGUGUGUGUGUGUGUGUGUCAGGUGACAGUGUGUGUGUCCGUCCAGAGAGCAGCUGCAGACUGAGGAUUAUCUUUACCGGCUGUUUCUCUCCCGUUGAUCCGUGUGAGGGCUGUAAAUUCUACAGAAUCUUUCCUUGAUUUUAUUCAGUUGAAUUCAAAGCUGAUUUAAUCAUCAGAAUAAAAUCCAACAACCUGAAUCGAACAGAAGCUACAAAUCUGACAUUUUUCAUCUCAUAUUAAAUUUGAUUAAAACUGGAAGUUUGGAUUUAAUUUGUAUUAUUUUUUGUGCUCAGCCCUCAUCCCCACUGCUCCUCAAUCUUAAAUCAUAUAACACUGUGUCGAUUGCUACCUUUUUGUAUUUUAUUCCAUGUUUUAUUCCUCAUUAUUUGCCGCCUAAUGGUGUGCGAAGUUUUCAGUUGAUUGUUUUUUUUUUUACUUUCACAAAUGAUGAAACGCUUUAACUGAGCAGAUUUUUUUAAAGCUCUUUUGGUUUGGCGUGACAUUCCGCGGCAGAGCAGAUGUUUGAGUACUUUAAUUAUAAUAAAGGAAUGUAUCUCA